GCCCAACCCCAAACAGACUCGCUCUCUGGCCUCGGCUCAGCACCUAGCGCCUCGCUCUCCGCCCCAUCCAUGUCGUCCGGUGAGCUGCCGCUGCCUUCUCGCGUCUCCGCCCGGCUGCCGGUCUCCGCCCUGCGCUUCCGCUCGCGCUCCACCCGCGCUUCCGCUCUCCGCUCUCCGUCCGGAAGCUGGGCGCUGCUGCUCGCCUCUGCUUCCGCUCCAUUCACGCCAGGCUGCCGAACGCCGUCCCGCGCCUCCGCUCCCACCCCGCCGCCGGGCGCCGUCCAGCGCGUCCGCUCCGGUCCCAUCCGCAGCCCGGACGCCAGGAGCCGUCCCACGCCUUCCCUCGCCCGUCCUCGCCCUCCGUCGCUCGCUGGACGCCGCCGCCGAUGGACCAUGCCGCCGCCGCCGCCCUCCGCACUCGUGUCGUCGCGCUCCUCCUCUCUUCCCUAUAACUGCGGGAUCUCCGGGCUGGUUCCCUUCCCCGCCGGGGUUCCAAUCGCCGCCACCGAAUGCCCCCCACGCGCGUGGCAUAGCCUUGCUGCGACCGCCCGCAAGAACCUCUGGUGGUUGGGGGUGGCCCGACGCUUCGAUUUUGCUUCGAUUUUUGCGGGGGAGACGGUUUCGAUUGAGAGGACCCUCGCUUCCCCCUUUCCUCCGACGAUUGGCUUCGUUUGGUGACUCGGGGGGAUGGGGCUGCAGCAGUCCUAGGAGGUGCUGUUGUACCAGCAAGUCAACUACGGCAACGUCGACGGGAUUGGCUCUCAAGUGGAUUGACAAGGAAGGCAAGACACCCCUGAUGGUCGCCUGCAUGAGGCCUGACCUACUCAACGUGGCCAGGUGCUCAUCGAGUUCAGAGCCAAUGUGAAUGCCUACCGCCCUGCUGAAGCCAGGUUAUUAUGCUCACUCAAGCUGAAGUAAUUUAUUUAAAUACUACCAAGCAUUUUGGGAGAAGGGGGUGGGGGUGGUUAAACUGCUCACUUGAGUAGCCAAUUAGGGUAGAUUUCGGGCAAGCAAGGGUCACAUUGUGGGACUGCAUCGCACCAUGCUGCCAAGAAAGGCUCAACGAGACUGUCCAUUUACUCCUCUCACAUGGAGAUAGCUUAUGGGGGAAGUAUGCUAUAGACAUUCGGUUUCUGCAAGAGAUAAGGAUAUAGACUUACAUGAUGUGCUCAUCUCUUGACACCCAAUGCUGAAAGAAAGGCAAGUAAUACAAAUCUCUUUUACAAAAGUUAUGAACAAUUCGCAGUUAGCCCUAUAGAUAUUGCUGAAGACAUAAUCUUAUUAUGAUAUUCUUUUACUGAGAAAUAUGCAAUGUGGUGCCCUUAAUUUCAUUUUUCUGGAGAAAUGAUUUCCUCUUCAUGUUAUCUACUAGCUUAUAUGGGUCCUUAACUUGCAAUCAAAUAUUGUGCUGAUAACCUUUGUGUUGUGACAGUAUCAUGGUUCUUAGUUGUUACUCUAACCUUAUCAUGAUGCCAUCUUUUCAGAGAACAGAUAAGUAUUUAGGCAGUAUUGAAACCUGAAACAAAGUGGAUAAAUAACUUAAUGAAGCCCUGAAUGAGUUUGGAAUGCCAUGGCACAUACGUUUGCACACUAAGAAUAACCAUUUUCUCUUAAUAUUUCCAUGCGUUGCAUUGGUACACAAAGCGCUAAAAAUCCUACCAAGUAUAACCUUGGGCAUGUAGGACAGUGAUUAAUGGGGCUCAUGGAUUCUAGGUGGUCCUAUCCUUUGGGAAGGAAUGGACACCGAAAUGCCAUCAUAUCUCACUUAAAAAAUGCUCGGCCAACUCUAUGGCUGUUAAUACAGCAAUAAAUACUCCUGCUGAUCUCUGGUGAUGGAAUUGAGAUUAGAGUAUAAUGUCUAAUGAAAUUAGAGUAUAAUUCCUAUUCUUGGGACUGAAGCAUUGAGAUGCAAGAAUUAUCGAUAUGAUACUUCCUAAUUGUAGUCCUGAUGAAACACUCCCACUGGCUAAAAUUAGUAGCUGGAUACUCAAUCACUUAGCACAUAAAUGAUUGGUGGGUGGUCAUAGAAAGUAAAUACGUGAAAGAAAGGAAAAUUGUUCUUUUUGUGGUUAGAUUUGUAGACACGUGAACGAUGAUUCAAUGCGAAUCACGCACAUAUCAAAAUUUUCUUUGAUCCUGCAGAUGAACUCAUCAACUGCACUAGGAUUUCUCUCUUUUCUGCUACUGGGCUGGACUUCCUUACAAUGAAAUUACCGAUCGAUCAGAUAUUCUGAUUAAAUUAACUGCUUGUUUGAUUAAAAAUUAGCCUGGCCAAAGUAGUGAUCUCUUAUAGAAAUAUGUGGUCAUUUUUAUUCCUUCCGGAUGUAGCUCAGCAAGUCUCAGUCUGUACCAUCUUAAGGGUGAACGCCAUUCCAGAAAGAAAUAUUCUCUGCUCAAGUUGUAUUCAAACAAAUCACUAGCCUGAACAUUGUAUGUAAUAUCAAUCUGGAACCCUAUCUCAUGCAAAUGUAUUCUUUUCUGGCUAUCUGAUGAGCCAUGUACAAGUUUCAGUUUGUACAAUGUAUAUUCUCUGCGCGCUCAGUGAAAAAGCGACAAAUUGUGGUGUAUAUGCAAUGGCUAAGCUACUAAAAAGUAUUGGGGUAUGACAACAUCCAGUCGGGAUUUAGGCAGAUUGCUAAAAAUAAUAAUUAAUGUAUUUUGCUAAAAAAUAACUCACCUUUCAUAACUAUUGUUCAGCGGUCAUCAGAACGCCAACCAAUUUGGCGGUAUCGUGAGGCAUGCCCCACCUUACCUCCAUUUUCUGCUUGGUGAAAACAGUCAUGGCUGAGCACUUACUUUGAAUUAUUUGAUGCCCCAAAUCUGCACUAAAUGGUAGCUAAACAAGUCACCCACUAUAGCUCUCUCUCUCCGCUCUAAAUGGUUGUUUCUUUAUGAAGCACUGCCGCUGCAGGGCAGAGCAAGCUUUUCACCUAUACUAAAUAUUUCUGCACACAUUUUUGAUCUGCUACUGAAUAUUCUAAAUCUAUCAUACUGUUCUGGUACCAUUAUCUAACAUAUUGAAGAAGUUCGAUGGUGAGACUGACAUAGGUUGUUCGGCCAUCCACACCCUGACCUUGACUGAAUCUCUAUGUGGCUUCCAAUUUGUUCUGACUCACUUCGAUAACAGGCAGCUGCUGAUCAAAUCAAAUCCUGGUGAAGUUGUGAGGCCUGAUUCUUUCAAGGCGAUUAAUGACGAGGGCAUGCCCAUGUACCAGAGGCCCUUCAUGAAGGGCAAGCCGUACAUCCACUCCUCGGUUGAGUUCCCGGACUCCUUGAACCCGGAGCAGUGCAAGGCCCUGGAGCUGUAGGCCGUGCUCCUGCCGAAGCCUAAAACACAAUACACCGACAUGGAGCUGGACGAGUGGAGAAAAUGCCGUAUGACGUAUUGAGGAAUAGAUGCGGAGUCGGCAGCAAUAGCACCAGGAGGCCUACGACGAGGAGGCAGACAUGCCUGGCGGCGCCUAGAGGGUGCAGUGCGCCCAGCAGUAGGUGGCUGGCGCCGCAGCAAGAAUUGUUUGAUGGUGGCGGCAAAUUUGUUUUUAAGCAUUGUGCGACUAUUGUUGGCUCCAAGUAUUAUCUCCGUACGAUAUACUAACGUGCACCACUUUUAAAAAUUAUAAACUAUAAUAUUGUUUAUGUAUCUAUGUUUCCUACAAAUAUUUUACGCCGCCGUGGAAAUGCACGGGCAUUCUACUAGUAAUAAUAAAAGAAGAGUUUCGAGCACUAAUACUACUUGCUAGACAGCUCGAUCUUUAGCUCACUAGCUAUAAGACACUGCACCUCGCUCGAUUACGGUGGCCAGAGGCAUGCAAAUGGAAGAGCAGCAGGGCAGCAGCAUGGUCGCCGAUCCGGUGACCGCAGUCCUAGUGGCGCUGAUCGCGGCCUUCACCACCGCCGUGGCCUUGCACCACCUCAUCAUCUCCCGGUGGAGCCUGCAGCAGGCCCUCCGGCUGCCACCGGGCCCGACGAGCCUCCCGGUGAUCGGGCACCUCCACCUGCUCCGGCCGCCGGUCCACCGCACCUUCCAGGAGCUGGCGUCCCGCGCGGGCCCCCUGAUGCACAUCCGCCUGGGCUCCACGCACUGCGUGGUGGCGAGCACCGCCGACGUCGCCGGCGAGCUGAUCCGCGGCCACGAGGGCAGCAUCUCCGAGCGGCCGCUCACGGCGGUGGCGCGGCAGUUCGCCUACGGCUCGGCGGGCUUCGCCUUCGCCCCCUACAACGCACACUGGCGCUUCAUGAAGCGCCUCUGCAUGUCGGAGCUGCUGGGCCCGCGCACCGUCGAGCAGCUGCGCCCCGUCCGCCGCGCCGGCGCCGUUGCGCUGCUGCGCGCCGCGUUGGCGGCGUCGGCGCGCGGCGAGGCGGUGGACCUCACCCACGAGCUCAUCCGCCUCGCCAACACCUCCGUCAUCCGGAUGGUCGCCAGCACCGUGCCCCGGAGCGUCGCCGACUACAUCGCCCUCUGCCGCGGCUGGGACCUCCAGGGCCUCCGCAGGCGAGCCGCCGACGUCCACCGCCGCUUCGACGCGCUGCUGGAGGAGAUCAUCAGGCACAAGGAGGAGGCCAGGGAGGAGCGGAGGCUCCUCACGGCCGACGACCACACGAAGGCCAAGGACUCCACGACGCACAAGGACCUGCUGGACAUCCUCAUGGACAAAGCCGAGGACAAGACUGCGGAGGUGAAGCUCACACGGGACAACAUCAAGGCCUUCAUCAUCGACGUGGUGACUGCUGGGUCGGAUACGUCGGCGGCCAUGGUGGAGUGGAUGCUGGCGGAGCUGAUGAACCACCCAGAGGCCCUGCGCAAGGUGGUGGCGGAGAUCGACGCCGUGGUGGGCGGGGGCCGGAUCGCCGGCGAGGCGGACCUGCCGCAGCUGCCGUACCUGAUGGCGGCGUACAAGGAGACGCUGCGGCUGCACCCCGCGGCGCCCAUCGCGCUCCGCCAGUCGUCGGAGGAGAUGGUGGUGCGCGGCUUCACCGUGCCGCCGCAGACCGCCGUGUUCAUCAACAUCUGGGCCAUCGGGCGGGACCCGGCCUUCUGGGAGGAGCCCCAGGCGUUCCGGCCGGAGCGGUUCCUGCCCGGCGGCGGCGCCGAGGGGCUGGAGCCCCGCGGGCAGCACUUCCAGUUCAUGCCAUUCGGCAGCGGCCGCCGGGGAUGCCCCGGCAUGGGCCUGGCGCUGCAGUCCGUGCCGGCCGUGCUGGCCGCGCUCGUGCAGUGCUUUGACUGGGCGGCCGGUGGCGACGGCCACCAGUUGAUUGACAUGGAUGAGUCCGACGGCCUGGUGUGCGCUCGCAAGCAACUGCUCCUGCUCCGCCCCACACCUCGCUUCAACCCAUUCCCGGCCGUCGUCUGAUCUAACUUUACCCCGUCGGUGAUGACCAUGUCCUCUAUACAUAUAUACAUUACCUACCACCAUGGAAGAUAAAAUCGAAUUGAAGUAUGUGGAUGAGCAAGCUAAGAUCCAAAGAAACAGCAGGCACCACCGUACCAUGGAUGGAUACGGCGUGACAUUCAUUUGUCCAAUGUCGUCCUUGGUCAUCCCUUUGAUUGAUGAGCACUCAUGAGUCAUCAAUUAAGUUGGCAGGACACUGCGUGCUUCUUUCUUUAUGUUAUAACCAAAGUUUUAAAUAGCCGACUAUAGCUUCCGUUAUAGACCGCUAUAGUUUCUAGAAA
Molecule: messenger RNA, 5671 nt
Organism: Panicum virgatum (switchgrass)
Lineage: Eukaryota; Viridiplantae; Streptophyta; Magnoliopsida; Poales; Poaceae
Product: cytochrome P450 93G1-like
Exons: 7
Coding region: 3807-5351 (514 amino acids)
Cellular component (GO): membrane
Molecular function (GO): oxidoreductase activity, acting on paired donors, with incorporation or reduction of molecular oxygen, NAD(P)H as one donor, and incorporation of one atom of oxygen; iron ion binding; heme binding
Source: RefSeq, a predicted model, not a curated record